ACAUCAACAACAACAAAAUAUCUCUCUAAAACUAAGAAAUGGGUCGUAGAAAAAUAGAGAUAAAACGUAUUGAAAAUAGCAUCGAAAGGAAAGCGAUGUUUUUAAGACUCCGAGAUGACAUUUUUAAGAAGGCUAAUGCACUCGAAAAGCUGUGUCAUGUGGAAGUUGCUGUCUUGGUCAUCUCCCCCACAAAUGUACCGUACACAUACGGUAAUCCAUGCUUCAACGAUGUGGUUGAGCAUAUCCAAAAUCCUAGUGCUUCGUCCAAAAUCGUUAGUCUCAUGAAAGAAUUGGAAUGUAUCAAAGAGCUUGAGGAGGUUUGGACGAAGAGGCAACAAAGAAACCGUGAAAAGUCCAAUAUGAAGGGGAUUGUUGAUCUGAAAUUGGAGGAAAUAGUUGCUUUCAAGAGGAAACUCGAAGCUUUUCAAGUAGGUUUAAAGAGGAAAAUUGUAGAGAUGGAGGAUUUGUCUUCUCCAUCGAUGGUCUCAAAGAAAACAAAGAAGAGAAGACAAGGACCGAGUUUUAUUCCGGACAGAGCAGGGCUUCGGCCCAUAAUUCCUCAGAACUAUUUAGAAUAAUCGUUAAAAAAGUAAAAAAGAUAUAAUUAUUUAUAUUAUAUAAGAUCGUUUAUCGUUUGGGUUUUUCUUUCAAAAAGUCUAUGGAAUACUUUGGUUGUUGUAAUUGAAGGAAGUUGUGUCCUUCAUCUUGUUGUCUUUUUAUUCGGAUUUUCAUAAUGAUAUGUUUUUUCUUAUAAAUAAUUUACAAUAUAUGUGAUCAUGUUUCGAGUAAUUUGGCAUAAAGUCUCACCUGAGUU
Molecule: messenger RNA, 814 nt
Organism: Arabidopsis arenosa
Lineage: Eukaryota; Viridiplantae; Streptophyta; Magnoliopsida; Brassicales; Brassicaceae
Source: the annotation of a GenBank genome assembly